This is a messenger RNA of Chaetomium strumarium, 2521 nucleotides long. Its product is annotated as glycoside hydrolase family 71 protein. The record is from RefSeq and is a predicted model, not a curated record. The transcript has 8 exons. Gene Ontology annotation, molecular function: glucan endo-1,3-alpha-glucosidase activity. NCBI's taxonomy places the organism in Eukaryota, Fungi, Ascomycota, Sordariomycetes, Sordariales, Chaetomiaceae. Bases 272 to 2095 code for a protein of 607 amino acids.
CGCAUAAAAGGUCGGGCUCGCGAAUGCGGCGCGGAUCGUCUGUUUGCCGUUUGCACGCAAGUCUGUGUAAUGCUAUAUCCUCAUGCUCAGUAAUGCUCUGCUGAUUUUCCCAUGCCCAUGCAGGCACACGUGGACGGGACCCUCUUCAGGAUCCCUUCGGCGAGCUCUUGGUGUAUAUAGAGCCCAUUAGGUGCCAAGGUAGAAACAAGCUUCCUGAUCAGCCCUUCCGACCAUUCCAUCGACACUGUCUUGAACAUUGAGUCGCGGAGAGAUGAUGUUGCUCUCAUCGGCUGUUCUGGGCCUCCUUGCCACGGCAGGGCUUGCUGCGGCCACGCCCCUGGCGAGUGCCUCGUCACUUGAAUCGCGUGCUGCCUCGGGCGAUCGGUUGGUGUUCUGCCACUUUAUGAUCGGUAUUGUUGGGGACCGUACCAGCGCCGCCGACUAUGAUGAUGACAUGCGCCGCGCCAAGGACGCCGGCAUUGAUGCCUUCGCCCUCAACAUUGGCGUGGACGGCUAUACCGACCAACAGCUCGACUAUGCGUACCAGUCUGCUGCCAACAACGGCAUGAAGGUCUUCAUCUCGUUUGACUUCAACUGGUACAGCCCGGGAGAUGCGGGCGCCGUCGGCCGCAAGAUCGCUCAGUACGGCAGCCGUCCGGCCCAGCUCCUCGUCGACGGUCGCGUCUUUGCCUCUUCCUUUGCUGGCGAUGGUCUUGACGUCAAUGCUGUGAGGGCUGCCGCGGGCACGAAUGUGUACUUUGUUCCGAACUUCCAUCCUGGCCAGACAACGAAUAUUGCAUCUCUGGACGGGGCUUUCAACUGGAUGGCAUGGCCGAGCGAUGGCAACAACAAGGCGCCCAAACCUGGCAGGUCGGUGAGCGUUGAGGACGGAGACAAUGCCUACCUCAACUGGCUCGGCGGCAAGACCUACAUGGCUCCCAUCUCCCCGUGGUUCUUUACCCAUUUCGGGCCGGAAGUCUCGUUCAGCAAGAACUGGGUCUUCCCGGGCGGCUCGUUGAUCUUCGACCGCUGGAACCAGGUACUCCAGAAAGGCUUCAACAUGGUUGAGAUAAUUACGUGGAAUGAUUAUGGAGAGUCUCACUACGUUGGCCCGCUGAGCUCACGUCACUACGACGACGGCAACUCCAAGUGGACCAAUGACAUGCCUCACAACGGGUUUCUCGAGCUCUCCAAGCCCUUCAUCGCUGCGUACAAGAACAAGGAUACCUCGGUAAACAAGUACAUCAGCAAGGACCAGAUCAUCUACUGGUAUCGCCGGACGCUCAAGACGCUGGACUGCGAUGCGACAGAUACCACGGCCGGGCGGCCGGCCAACAACGCCAGCGGCAACUACUUCAUGGGCCGCCCUGAUGGCUGGGAGACCAUGGAAGAUAUGGUGUAUGUCGUCACCCUCCUCACACAGCCCGGAACCAUCGCGGUCACCUCGGGCGGGCAGACGGUCACGCAGCAGGUCCCCGCGGGCGCCAACCUCAUCAAGGUCCCCGCCGCGGUGGGGAAGCAGCAGUUCAGCCUGUCGCGGAACGGCCAGGUGGUGCUCCGGGACACGUCGCUGAUGGACAUCUCCAACGUCUGCCCCUGCGGACUGUACAACUUCAACCCGUAUGUCGGCACCGUGCCCGCCGGCUUCAGCGACCCCCUCGGCCCAGACGGCCUGGCGUCUCUCACCGUAGGUCUCCACGUCAGCACCUGCUCGGCCACGCCCUCGCUUGGCACCAACCCUCCCGUGGUAACAUCUCCUCCCGUCACUACCACGCCGACCACCCCUACCACCACCACGCCGCCCUCGCAGCCGACACCGACGAGCACCCCGGGGUCUGGCCAACCUUGCAACGCGGGCACCAACGCCGACGGCGAGAGCGGCAACUACAUCGGCCUCUGCAACUUCGCCUGCAGUUACGGAUACUGCCCUCCAGGCCCCUGCAAGUGCACUUCCUUCGGCACGCCGGGGACGCCGCCGCCUCCCAAUGGGCGCAACGGAUGCCCUUUGCCGGGCGAGGGCGACGGGUACAUUGGGCUGUGCAGCUACGCGUGCAACCAUGGGUAUUGCCCUGAUACCGCUUGUCAGUACUGCUAAGUAAGCGGGUCGGAGAAAGCAAUGGCGUUUUUUCAGGCCCUAUUGACUCAGGGAUGGGAUGCGUAGCGGCCCGGUGCUAGUGGUGUGACUGGUUAGGGUAACUUUGGUGGUAUUGUACCAUAGUACAUACCACAUACCGCUUGUCUUAAGCUUUCAAGUUGCUCAUAAGACCUCCAAAUAGAAAGAAUACCUUACGUAUGGUCACUUUUAGGUUUGGACUACAUGUCUCGCAUAUAUACUCUUAACCCUAGCAUUGUCAACCAAAUUACCCCUAUUCUCAAGGAAUGAAUGUGGGAAAAGGAAGCAAUUAAGAAAGAAGGGAGGGAAGAGGGAAAACCCUAGAAAUUAGAAGGAGAAUAAAGAAGCGAAAGAAGCGAAAGAAGCGAAAGAAGCGAAAGAAGCGAAAGAAGCGAAAGAAGAGAAAGA